Carassius carassius (crucian carp) is the source of this 3862-nucleotide messenger RNA. RefSeq names its product lethal(3)malignant brain tumor-like protein 3. NCBI's taxonomy places the organism in Eukaryota, Metazoa, Chordata, Actinopteri, Cypriniformes, Cyprinidae. Gene Ontology annotation, cellular component: nucleus. Gene Ontology annotation, molecular function: protein binding; zinc ion binding. The record is from RefSeq and is a predicted model, not a curated record. Gene Ontology annotation, biological process: regulation of DNA-templated transcription. Bases 348 to 2660 code for a protein of 770 amino acids. The transcript has 22 exons.
UUUGUAUUUACUGAGACGUUUCUGUACAUUGUGAAAGCAUGGGUUCCACGCAUUAAUUUAUUUUUAGCAGCAAUUUAACAGCAAUGGCGAUGUUUCGUGGCGUCCGAGCACGUCCCCGCGCGAUAAAAGCGCCGCGCGCGCGUGUCGCGGGGGGUCGGCGGCGCGGUGAGCGCGCGCGACGUCGUCGAGAUCCGUCGGAAUUGUUUCAGCGCAAAACUUUCGAUAUUGUGAUGAUGGGCUGCGCGCAUGCGCACUGGAGUCAUCCUGGCCAAUUUCUCAGCACUCGUGGGAGAAUUUGGUGAGUAAAGCCUGUGUGCUUGGCUAUUACACGGUGUUCCUCAGAUGUGAUGGAGUCGUCGGGCCCGAGCACAGAGUUUGAUGUGUACGGGGCGAUGGACUGGAAGGACGGAGUGGGAACACUGCCUGGCAGCGAGCUCAAGUUCCGGGUGAAUGAGUUUGGGGUCCUGGAGGUCAUAACGGACGAGAUGGAGGAGGAGAGGGGCAAGAGAGCUCACGCCAUCACCACAUGGAGCGUCCCCACUGCACACGAGGGUAACACCACCAUUACUCCGUCGUGGGCCCAGCGAGGCCUCGUGUGUGUGCGCUGUAACAGGAAGGGCUCGGUGGUGGACUUCCUGUCUGACGGGCUUCACUGCAGUGAGCGCUGUCUUCAGCAGGAGCAGCAAGAAGAGCUGAAGAGAGAAGGCUCCAGAACAAACGGAGAGGCGCUGGGGAGGAAGAGAUCCCGUCUGACCGAGAGACUCGCUGAAGACAUGGACAGCUCGAUGGAGAUCGCCGAGGAGGAGGACGAUGAAGACUAUGAAGAGAAAGAAAGCAGGCGACCGGCACGUGGGGCGACGAGAGGCCGCAGGAAACGCAGAGGAGACGCAGCGCUGCUCAGAUACACGGUUCCGUAUGGAGGCAAGAAGAAGGCGUGGUGUUGGGCCUCGUACCUGGAGCAGGAGAGAGCCGUCGCUGCGCCCAGUAAACUCUUCAAGGAGUAUCAGUCAUUUCCUCAGUGUAAGAAUGGCUUUAGGGUUGGGAUGAGACUGGAGGGUAUCGACCCUGAUCACCCGUCCAUGUACUGUGUCCUCACCAUUGCUGAGGUGCUAGGACAUCGAAUCAGACUGCAUUUUGAUAAGUAUUCGGACUGCUAUGACUUCUGGGUAAAUUCCAACUCUCCUGACAUUCACCCAGUGGGAUGGUGUGAGAAAACCGGACACAAGUUGUAUCCACCGAAAGGGAUGAAAGAUGAAGAGUUUAGCUGGUCCUCUUACAUCAAACUCAAUAAAAUCCAGACGGCACCCAAAGCCCUGUUUCAGAACCAGAACAUGACGGUGACUCCGUCAGGGUUUAGGCUCGGUAUGAAGCUGGAGGCCAUCGAUAAGAAGAAUCCCUCGUUCAUCUGUGUGGCCACGAUCACAGACAUGGUGGACAGCCGAUUCCUGGUGCACUUUGACAACUGGGACGAAAGUUAUGAUUACUGGUGUGAUGCAACGAGUCCUUAUAUCCAUCCGAUUGGCUGGUGUCAAGAGAAUGGCAGGACCCUCACCACCCCUCCAGGAUACUCUGAUGUGAAGAACUUCUCCUGGGAAAAAUACUUGGCAGAGACCUCCUCAUUACCAGCUCCCGCUCGAGCCUUCAAAGUGAAACCUCCUCACACUUUCCAGCUCAGUAUGAAGUUGGAGGUGGUUGACAAGAGGAAUCCUGCUCUGAUCCGAGUGGCCACAGUGGUUGAUACAGAUGACCAUCGACUGCGGAUCCAUUUUGAUGGCUGGACAGAUGAAUAUGAUUACUGGAUCGACGCAGACAGCCCAGAUAUUCACCCUGCCGGGUGGUGCGCCAAAACCGGACAUCCACUGCAGCCGCCCAUCACUCCUCAGGACAUGUUAGAGACGUCUGAGCAGAGCGGCUGUCCUACAGCAGGCUGUAAAGGAGUGGGUCACAUCAGAGGAGCGCGCUACUCUGGACACCACAGUGCUGUGGGUUGCCCGUAUUCUGACAUCAACCUGAACAAGGACUCGGUUCUGCCGGAUCGCUUGAGCGGAGAGAUGCCGGGAAGCGGAGUGGGUCGGCCACGCAGAGCAGAACCGAACACUGAGAUCUCAGCUGACGCUAAUGACAAACCCAUCACCUCUGCCCCAUCACACCUGGAUAAACCCAGCACGCCGCUGAAGAAGCCCAUCGCCACAGAGACCAAGCGAAGGGUUGGUCGGCCCUGUAAAGUCCGGAAGGUGGAGGAGCUGCCUCAGGAAGAGGAAGUGGAGAGUGAGGUGUCAUCAGUCACUGAAACCAAAGAGCUGACUCUACAGCAGGCUUUGCACCAGUCUGUGUUCAUGCCGUGUUCCAGCCCAUCUCCCAGCAUGCCUCACUGCUGGGAUCAGCACAGCAAGCUGCUUCCAACAGUGGCAGGCAUCACAGCCAGUAAAGUGGCAGUGUGGAGCGUGGAUGAGGUGAUUGAGUUUAUCCAAGGACUUCCAGGCUGUAAGGAGCAAGUGCGCACCUUCAGAGAGGAGCAAAUUGAUGGCGAGGCCUUCCUGUUAUUGACUCAGGUGGACCUGGUGAAGAUCCUCAGCAUUAAACUAGGGCCGGCUCUAAAAAUAUAUAACUCUAUUCUAAUGUUUAAAACAACAGAGAACUCUGCCUGCAACGAACUCUGACCAGACAGCCAAGAGAGUUCAGGACUGCUACAGUCAAAGGGCUCGUCAUGAAGAUUCAUACAGCACACACCACACUAUUAUACAUGAUCAACUCAAUCUAGUUUAUUUCACAAAUGAGCAGGUUAUACACAUAUAACAUAAUUCAGAAUUCAUUCAGACAGCACAAGAACGUUUCUGCACUUCAUUAAUAAUCAUAUUUGUACACACUUAUUAACUCACAAUGAUUUCUGGUAGUGAUCUUUCAUUAUAAUGUUGUCUGUUGGAAUGUAUAUUUACUGAGGGGUUAGCGGAGAACUAGCGCUUUUCUAAAUUCAGGUGCUAAUUGAAUUCAGCUACAUGCACUGAAGAGCCGCACAAUGUCUACUUGACUCAUUGUUUCUUUUAAAACUCAUAUUGAUAUUUCUCCUUUACUUCAUAGCUGUAGAUAAUUUUAGUGUUUGGAAAGAGUUCUGGAUGGAGGACUUGUAGAAGGGGGUUGAAUAUCAGAGCAUUAGAUGAACACAUGGGUCCUCUUUGAUAUUCUUGUUUCCAGUGUGCUGUGAUGUCAUAUUAAUGCAUCAUGCCACAUUUCUUCAUUACUGUUACGAUCAUGGAAUGUCCUUAUUUUCUUUCUUUAUUUGUUUUGAUACAAUGGAUGUAGGAAUGGAGAAGGGAGGGUAAAGCUACACACAAGGCACAAUAAUAAUAGUGAGAGCCAUAUUUGGUAUUGUGUAAUAGAAUGUAAUAAUACUCAGAAUGCCUUCAUGUGCACAGUGUACGAAGAAAAAAAAGUGCAAUACGUAUUAAAACGUAUUAAUUUUAUUUCGAUUGCUGACGUAUGCAGCAUUAAAAUACAUGAAGUUUCACAUCUAUUUAUUGAAGUUUAAUACUUUGAUUAUAUAAAUAAUAAUGUGCUUAUCAUAUGUCAUUGUGGAUAUGUAUGUUAACAAACCAAAACAGUUUGUGUUGCUGUUUUUACUGACUUUUUAAAAUGAGUAAACGUGCUCAGCUGUAUGAUUUCCCAUAUUCAGAACUCAUUUAUCAUGUAAGUUUUCUUUUCUUGCCAUGAAAGUGUAUAAUGAACAGUUAGUUUGGGGAUUUCAAAUUUAAAUAUAAAAUGUGUAAAUAAGCAAUGGUUUAAUGUGAAAGUGUGCAGCACUGUUGAAUGGACUACUAAAAGUCAAUGUUAUUCAUUUGAAAAUAAACUUGAUAAUCGAAAGGUC